Messenger RNA from Entelurus aequoreus (snake pipefish), 1731 nucleotides. Its product is annotated as protein NDRG1-like. The record is from RefSeq and is a predicted model, not a curated record. The transcript has 12 exons. Gene Ontology annotation, cellular component: cytoplasm. Lineage: Eukaryota; Metazoa; Chordata; Actinopteri; Syngnathiformes; Syngnathidae. Bases 108 to 1241 code for a protein of 377 amino acids. Gene Ontology annotation, biological process: signal transduction.
AAGCUCAAACGGACGCUCUGUCACAGAGCCUGAACAGCUACCUGCAUAUUUGUGCGCUAUACAAAUCUUUUGCAAGCCUCCCGUGGAUCUCCUGUGCACCAGCAGCCAUGGUUCUGGAAGAUAAUGAGUGUGACUCUGUCUUUGAGCCCCACAUCACCGAGGAACAUGUGGACACUCAAUACGGGCAAGUCCACUGCAUCAUGAUGGGGACGCCCAAAGCAAACCGCCCGGUCAUUCUAACAUAUCAUGAUGUGGGCCUAAACCACAAGUCAUGUUUCGAUACUCUGUUCACACAUGAGGACAUGCAAGAAAUUAUCACGCAUUUUCCUGUUUGUCACGUUGAAGCGCCAGGACAACACGAGGGGGCCAAAACUCUCCCAACAUCGUAUUCCUACCCGACCAUGGACCAGCUGUCCGAAGCGCUGCCUGCCGUGCUCAAACACUUUAGGUUGCACACUGUGAUUGGACUGGGAGUUGGAGCAGGUGCUUACGUGUUGGCCAACUUUGCUCUGAAUCACCCUGAUCUGGUGGACGGAUUGGUUCUGAUCAACAUCAACCCCAAUGCUGAGGGAUUAAUAGACACUGUUGCAAACAAGAUUACUGAAUGGACUCACACCCUCCCUGACACGAUCAUCACUCACUUGUUUGGAAAAGAGGAGAUCCAGACCAACCAUGAUCUCAUUGCCACAUACCGCCACCACAUCACGGCAUCCAUGAACCAGCACAACGUGGCUCAGUUCUUCCGUACCUACAAUAGCCGCAGUGCUCUUGAAGUGGAGAGGCCUGUUGAAGGGGCAAACAUCAAUGUCAGGACCCUCAAAUGCUCUACUUUGCUGGUCGUUGGAGACAGUUCUCCUGCUGUGGAAGUCGUGGUGGACUGCAACUCCAAGCUCAACCCAACAAAGACCACGCUGCUUAAGAUGGCUGACUGUGGAGGACUUCCUCAAGUGGCUCAGCCAGCCAAAGUGGUUGAAGCCUUCAAAUAUUUCAUCCAGGGCCUGGGAUACCUGUCCAGUGCCAGUAUGACCAGACUGCGGUCACGUACGGCCUCUGGCUCCAGCGUCUCCUCCAUGGAAGUUUCUCGGAGCCGCGCGCACACCAAUGAACUGCAACGCGGUCGCACUCACUCACACGGUGCUGAGGAGAAGCGUGUACGCUCCCACACUGAUGCCUCCAUAGAGAGCCUCUCCAACAGCAACAUGGACCGAUUGAUUUCAAAGUCCACUGAGGUGGCAUGCUAGAGUUCACACUGCACUUAUCUCAUACAUUUUGGUUAAAUGAUAACUGUUUUCACCGAGCUCCACCCUCUUCUUGCAUGCUACGCCACCUUUAUCUGCACUCAAAUGUCACAGCCGUAGCUAAAAUAGGCUUUUUUAAAGACAUAAUUCUUAGUUAUAAUUCUUAGUUAUGUAAUAAUGAGUUUUGCAAAUAUAUAUAUGUAUAUAUAUGUACAUCCAUCCAUCCAUUUUCUACCGCUUGUCCCGUUCGGGGUCGCGGAGGUGCUGAAGGCUAUCUCAGCUGCAUUUGGGCAGAAGGCGGGGUACACCCUGGACAAGUCGCCACCUCAUCGCAGGGCCAACACAGAUAGACAGACAACACAUUCACACACUAGGGGCAAUUUGGUGUUGCCAAUCAACCUAUCCCCAGGUGCAUGUCUUUGGAUAUAUAUAUAUAUAUAUAUAUAUAUAUAUAUAUAUAUAUAUAUAUAUAUAUAUAUAUAUAUAUAUAUAU